CGGCGGAGCGGCUCCACUUGUUGCUGAGCAGGAGCAGCGCUCGUCAGCUGACCGGGGAGCUCCAGCCAAACGCGGCGAACGCAUCUCCGUCCUCCGCCGCUGCCGGUCCCGGUGAAACCGCCGCUCCAGGAAGCCUGGUUUGAUGUCGGUCUCGGUCUUCGACCCGUGUGGACGCGUCAGUCUGGCCUGUGGACUCCUCCUCCUGACCUCCACGCUGCUCCUCACUGAAGGCAGACUGUCGAACUGCUCCCACCCUCUGGUGCCGGAACAUGGAGGCUUUCGCUGCGAACCGUCUCCCUGCCGCGGGUUUCCUCAUAGGAGCACCAUCCAGUUCUUCUGUGAGACUGGAUACCACAUCAGCAGGAGGAGACCUCUGUCCUACUGUCGCCACGGCAGGUGGGAGCCGCCCAUGCCGACCUGCAUCCCCGUCAAAGGUUCCUCACUGAGGUCUGAGAACCCUGCGGUUGACUCCAUGCCCAGCAUGGCCACCACCGCGGUGGGCGUGUCCAUCUUCCUGCUCACAACCACUGCCUGUUUGGUGGUCAAGUCCCGCCUCUAUCCCUGUCAAUCUCGCGGCAGCCGGCGCUCCUCAGACCAGCUGGACCUGAUGGUGGACGGACUUCCUGUCUCCCUCCCCUCCUACGAGGAGGCGGUGUACGGCAGCUGGGGCCAGCGGAUCCCCGCCUGCUCCUCACCUGGACCCACGCAGCUCCUGCUCUCCCAAGAGACCCCCGGCUGUCAGCCGGACGGCAGCCACCAGCCUCUGCUCCCCAGCAGGGACAACCCCCCGCCUCCGUACGAGGAGGUCCAGGCGUCCCGUCCCAGAGAGGGCGACGCUCGGCAGCUGCACGUCUCGGCCGUCAAGGACCCCUGACGGACAGACGACGGCGUUCUGUGGACUGAAAUGUGGACGGAUGGCGCCUGCUCUGCCUGCACUUUCCUGAUGGGCUGCAGCUCACAGCAUCGGGACAAACCUGGAGAUGAAGCUAAGAGGGAUCGCUUUUCUGGCCACGCCCCCAAGUACCGGGGAGAGGCUGAAGGACAUUUUUAAGGAAGCAGCUCUGGGGCGGGGGGGGGGGGGGGGGGGGGGGGUAUAUUGCACAGAAAUCUCUGCUCUGCUGUUCAGGAAACGAUUGUUUUAACUUUUUUUAAUGAGAACUGAAGAAGAUGGCAUCUCUUGCACAGAGACAGGAGGGGGGGGGGUGAGUGACAGGCGUUCCCUGUCACUCUGGACUCUGUUGCACCUGUUUCCACGGCAACAGGCUUUCGCACAGAGCAUCCCUCUACGUCUCAUCGGACUUUGGUGCCCAGGCUGCAGCCGUACUUUAAAAAAACAAAAACAACGCUCGUUUGCUUUGGGGUGUGCAGAGUUUUUAUGGGUUUGAUCAGAGAUGCGGCGACAUUAUUGAAAACUUUGCGUUCGUGGAUGAUGCCUCUGCGUCCACAAACCUGCAAAAAAUAAAAAUAAAAAAACCUCUUCUGGGAUAAUUCACCUCAGAAAACCUGAGAGCGAUGCCUUCACAGACCUUGAAUGUAUUCUGUCUUUUUCGUGGCAAUUUUUGACUAUUGUAAUAUAACAGAUGAUUAUUUGUAUUGGUGCACAGAACUAUGAAAUAAAUGUUGGACAUGUACUUGA
This is a messenger RNA of Oryzias latipes (Japanese medaka), 1636 nucleotides long. RefSeq names its product sushi domain-containing protein 6. The record is from RefSeq and is a predicted model, not a curated record. Gene Ontology annotation, biological process: DNA damage response. NCBI's taxonomy places the organism in Eukaryota, Metazoa, Chordata, Actinopteri, Beloniformes, Adrianichthyidae.